Acanthosepion pharaonis is the source of this 708-nucleotide messenger RNA. Lineage: Eukaryota; Metazoa; Mollusca; Cephalopoda; Sepiida; Sepiidae. The record is from the annotation of a GenBank genome assembly.
AUGGACAGCUCUCCCUUCAUUUUCUAUCUAUCUAUCUAUCUAUCUAUCUAUCUAUCUAUCUAUCUAUCUAUCUAUCUAUCUAAUUUCCUUCAUUAUCUAUCUAUUUAUCUAUCUAUCCAAUUCCCUUCAUUAUCUAUCUAUUUAUCUAUCUAUCCAAUUCCAUUCAUUAUCUAUGUAUCUAUCUAUCUAUCCAAUUCCAUUCAUUAUCUAUGUAUCUAUCUAUCUAUCCAAUUCCAUUCAUUAUCUAUGUAUCUAUCUAUCUAUCCAAUUCCAUUCAUUAUCUAUCUAUCUAUCUAUCUAUCUAUCUAUCUAUCUAUCUAUCUAUCUAAUUCCCUUCAUUAUCUAUCUAUCUAUCUAUUUAAUUCCUUCAUUAUAUCUAUCUAUCUAUUCAUCUAUCUAUCUAUCUAUCUAUCUAUCCAAUUAUCAUUCAUUAUUCAUUCUAUCUAUUCUAUCUAUCUAUCCAAUUCCCUUCAUUAUUAUCUAUCUAUCUAUCUAUCUAUCUAUCUAUCUAUCUAUCUAUCCAAUUCCCUUCAUUAUCUAUCUAUCUAUCUAUCUAUCUAUCUAUCUAUCUAUCUAUCUAUCCAAUUCCCUUCAUUAUCUAUCUAUCUAUCUAAUUACAUUCAUUAUCUAUCUAUCUAUCUAAUUACAUUCAUUAUCUAUCUAUCUAUCUAUUCAUCUAUCUAUCUAUCUAUCUAUCAAUCUAUCUAA